AUGUGGGUCUUGCGUCAUUACUCCGAUUCGGGAUUAGUGUGCAAGGCACACGGCAAGCGACAGACUUUCACCACCGAUCAGGAGUCGUCUAUUGAAGCCAUACAAGCGAUGGGAUAUCCUCGUGAUCAGGUCAUUGCCGCACUUCGAGCGGCGUACUGGAACCCUGAUCGUGCUGUGGAGUAUUUGUUGAGUGGAAUCCCUGAUGAAGAGCAAAUGCCUAUUGAAGUUGGUGGUGAAGAAGAAGAGAGUGAAGGAGAUCAGGGAUUUUUGACCCUUUCUGUUUUGUUGCAACAGCGUUUGUUCAUUAGUGAAAGCUCCAGCUCCAGCUUGAGCUCGUGCGCACUGCAUCUUCCGCAAAUGGCAAUGAACUUCGUAUCUCGUACGUUCUCCAAUCCUGAGAUUCUCCCUUCAUUAAUUCAGCCAGCAGCUGGAGCCGAAGCCGCAGCCAAUCCCAACCCUUACGGUGAACGCCACGUGAUCGAUUUAACAGAGCAAGAAGCUGCAGCUAUUCAACGCAUAAAAUCUAUGGGGUUCCGAGUUCCAGAUGGUCUGAUUAUAGAGGCGUAUUUGGCGUGUGACAAAAACGACGGAAAUGGCCAUCGAUUUUACAAUUUGACAGAAGUGAAGUGUGGUCCUACGGAAGAUGACAUGUGA
Ostertagia ostertagi is the source of this 654-nucleotide messenger RNA. NCBI's taxonomy places the organism in Eukaryota, Metazoa, Nematoda, Chromadorea, Rhabditida, Trichostrongylidae. The record is from the annotation of a GenBank genome assembly.